CGUGUUGCAUAUGGCUGUAAUAACCGGUUUUACAAAGGAUGUAAAAAGCAGUUUUUCAGGUUUCCUUUGAAAGAUCGUAAACGGCUCUAUGACUGGAUCGCCGCAAUUCGACGAAAGAACUGGAUGCCUUCAGAUACAAGUAGAAUCUGCAGUGAUCACUUUACACAUGAUGAUUAUAUGUUGCGUCCAGGUACUCAGAUUCCUCGGCUGAGACUAGAUGCUGUACCUUCUGUUUUUGAUGGCUUUCCAGAUGAUCUGAAAGAGCGGCUUAAAAGAGAAAAAGAGGAUAAGGAACGAAAAGAAGUGCACAAUAAAACAGAGGUUCAGACUGACGGAAAAAGACUUUGUGUGGCCAAUCGCUGUACUAAUCUGUUUUAUGAUGGCUGUGAAAAUGUGUUCUUCAGAAUGCCAAUGGAGAAUCCAGAACUACUGGGUAAAUGGGUGCUGGCGAUUCAAAAGAAAUAUUGGAAACCCACCGUUUCUUGCAGAAUCUGUAGCGAUCAUUUUACAGAGGAAGACAUUAUUGCUUGUCCAGGCACACAGGCUCCUAAGCUCAUAAGCAAUGCAGUGCCUUCCAUUUUCCAUGUUAAACGGAAAAGGAGAAGAAAGAAACGGAUGGCUGAACUUAUGGCAUCCAAACUGGGUCAGAAAGAAGAAUGCAUCAUUGAGGAUCAUACAUAUUCAUCAGCACAAACCAAUAGUGUCAAAAGGAGAAACCGUUUCAAUCCCAUCAUCAUAUGUCUUAACAAAACCAUAAAGACUCUGCAGAGACAAGUACAAAGGCAGCGACAAAGAAUCAGUAGCCUGUACGAGCUCAUUAAAGAAUUAAGAAAAAAGAACAAGGAGAGCACUAACAUUUGCCAAAUGCCACUUGAAAGUACUACGUGAACAGGAUGGUUAUUCACAAAGAGCAGGAAAUCAUUUUUAAGCUGUCUUAUCUUUGCUUUUUUUUUUACUGUUAUAGAUUCUGAAACACUGUUCUAAGGGAGAACAGUAUUUGUUCCUUUGUUCUGUUAGCUCUGUCUUCUAAAACAGUGUUGACUGUAUUUAUAUUUUCCCAAAAUCAAAAUUGAUUUUUAUAGGGGGCAUAAAAAAGUGAUAUAUAGUACUAAAAACAACAAUCUAUCAACUAGUUGAAUCAUAAUAUGUUCAUAUCCAUAAAACCAAAUUGUGACAGUGUGCAUGACAAUAUUAAAAUCAAUAAUAAUAAAA
This is a messenger RNA of Xenopus laevis (African clawed frog), 1212 nucleotides long. RefSeq names its product THAP domain-containing protein 1. The transcript has 5 exons. The annotation marks the transcript as partial. NCBI's taxonomy places the organism in Eukaryota, Metazoa, Chordata, Amphibia, Anura, Pipidae. The record is from RefSeq and is a predicted model, not a curated record.